CGCUAUUGCGCUGGGAUGAAAUCAAUUUCAAUUGGCGCCCCAGAAAAUUACAAAACAUUAGCGUCUUCCCCGACAUCCCCCCUUUGUGUUUGCAGUCCCCUCCCCUAUGUUUUGAUCGUCAUAUCCCCCUGAUCCUAGAGGAAUGUCGGAGCUGUAUGAUUUAAAAAUAGCACCAACUCCUCUCGGCAUUGACAGUCUGCGCGGCUAACUCUCGCAGCACUGUGGAGCGAGACACCGGAAUCCGAAGAUGGCUACAGAUCUGGGAGAGCUCCUGGUUCCGUACAUGCCCACCAUCCGAGUGCCCAGGACGGGAGACAGAGUCUUCAAAAGCGAAUGCGCCUAUUCCUACGAUUCUCCUGAGUCUGAGGGUGGUCUAUAUGUGUGUUUGAACACCUUCCUGGGCUUUGGCAGAGAACAUGUGGAGAGACAUUACCGCAAAACUGGACAGAGCGUUUACAUGCACCUAAAACGCACAGUUAAGGAGAAACCCACAGGAGCAGCAGGAGGUGCCGUGCCCAGGAGGAGGAACGGAAAAGUAUUUUUAGAUUUAGAGCUUAACCGAGAUUUUAACGGGGAGGACUACGAGUAUGAGGAUGAGGCCAAGCUCGUCAUAUUCCCAGACCACUACGAAAUCCCUUUACCUAAUAUCGAGGAGCUCCCUGCUCUGGUGACCAUAGCGUGUGAUGCGGUGCUGAAUGCUGCCUCGGCGUAUAAGAAACAGGAACUGGACUCAUGGGAGGAGGAGAUCCAGGUGUCCAAACACGCCCGCAGCCUCCGACAGCAGGACAAUGACAUCCGCAUCCCCCCCAGCGGCUGGAAGUGUUCCAAGUGUGAGAUGCGGGAGAACUUGUGGAUGAAUCUGACGGAUGGUUCCGUACUGUGCGGGAAGUGGUUCUUCGAUGGCAGUGGAGGGAACGGGCACGCACUGGACCACUACCGUGAGACCAACUUCCCCCUGGCUGUCAAACUGGACACCAUCACACCAGACGGAGCAGAUGUUUACUCGUUUGAGGAGGAAGAGGCAGUGCUGGACCCACAGAUAUCAGACCACUUGGCACACUUUGGAAUCGACAUGCUCAAAAUGACCAGGACAGAGAAUGGCCACACUGAUAACCUGGUACAGCGGCGGGUGAGCGAGUGGGAGGUGAUCCAGGAGGCGGGGCUUAAGCUCAAGGCCGUCUAUGGCUCUGGCUACACCGGCAUCAAGAACCUGGGCAACAGCGGCUACCUCAGCACCACCAUGCAGGUGCUCUUCAGCAUCCCCGAGUUCCAGAGGGCGUACGUAGGAAAUCUGCAGAGGAUCUUUGACUACGCUCCUCUGGAUCCAACACAGGACUUUGGCACACAGAUGGCUAAGCUGGGACAUGGUCUUCUCUCUGGACUGUACGCCAAACCACCAAUGAAAUCUGAGCUCAUUGAACAGGUGAUGAAAGAAGAAUACAAGAGGAACAGCGUGGCCUCUGAGAACCCGAGCGACGUGUUCCGUUAUCUGGUGGAGGAGCGCGUGCAGUGUUGUCAGACGCAGAAGGUUCGCUACUCACAGCGCGUGGACUACCUCAUGCAGCUCCCCGCCCCUCUGGAGGCCGCCUCCAAUCGAGAGGAGCUGUUGGCGUACGAGGUGAAGCGGCGCGAGGCGGAGGAGGGCGUGCGGGUGGCUCCUGACCCGGUCCGGGCGCGGAUCCCCUUCAGCGCCUGCCUACAGGCCCUCACAGAACCGCAGAACGUUCCGGACUUCUGGAGCUCAGCUCUGCAGGCCAAAUCAGCCGGAGUCAAGACGUGCCGAUUUGCCUCGUUUCCAGAGUACCUCGUCGUCCAGAUCAAGAAGUUCACCUUCGGAGUGGACUGGGUGCCAAAGAAACUCGGUAGGUCACUCAGCAUCACCAGACUUCCUGAUCUGAACCGCCAAGGCGGCAACGGCCUGCAGGAGGGAGAGCAGGAGCUUCCUGAGCUCUCACCACCAAUCGUCAUUCCUGAAGACUCUAGAGACAACUCCAUGAGCAACUCCACAGACCCUCCAGAGAUAGACGAGUCGUCGGUGAUGCAGCUGGCGGAGAUGGCUUCUGAGGCGUGGUUUCUGGCGGCUCCAUUGCUAAUCGGAAACAUGGGCGCUGAGAUGGCCUUCAACUGGGUCAUAGCACACAUGGAGGAGCCUGAUUUUGCGGAGCCUCUGGCAGUCCCCUCGUUCUCGGAGCCGGACCUGCUGGGCCCCGCUCCGACCGCAGGAUCUCCACUGGACAACCAGCCGCCAGAGGAGAGCAUCGCCAUCCUCACCUCCAUGGGGUUCCCACGCCAUCACACCAUCAGAGCUCUCAGGGCCACAAACAACAACCUGGAGCGUGCCCUGGACUGGAUCUUCACACACCCUGAUAGUGGGGAGGAGCCAGAGGGCGCGUCUGACAUGGCUGACACCGAGCCUGAUGACCACGCCCCCUCCAGCGUCAACGGCAACAGUGACCCCACCCUCUCCCCCGACACAGAUGCCUCAGGCCCACGAAUCAAAGAUGGACCUGGACGAUAUGAACUGUUUGCUUUUAUCAGUCACAUGGGCGAGUCCACCAUGUCAGGUCACUAUGUGUGCCACAUUAAGAAGGAGGGCAGGUGGGUGAUCUAUAAUGACCACAAAGUGAGUCUGUCGGAACGCCCCCCUAAGGAGCUGGGCUACAUCUACUUCUACCACCGGCUGUCCAGCUUCUAGAUCCCACCCCAUCCCCACACACACACACUCAGACUCUCUCAUACACACACACACACACACACACACACACACACACACACACACACACACACACACACACACACACACACACACUCACUGUCCCCAGGAAGACCAGGGUUGAGGGACAGAGAGUGCAAGGGAAUCCCUCCCACUCGGACACACCAGCAGAGUGACUGAAACCACAUGGGUGUGUGUGUUUGUGUGUGUGUGUGUGUGUGUGUGUGUGUGUGUGUGUGUGUGUGUGUGUGUGUGUGUGUGUGUGUGUGUGUGAGAGAGAGAGUGCGUGUGUCAGAUAUGUAUUGUAAAGGUGUGUGUGUAUAUUGUAAUGGUGUGCGUGUAUGUGUGUGUGUGUGUUGUAAAGGUGUGUUUUCUCCCACCAGUACUGUAUCUCAUAUCUGAGUGUCUUUUGAAAUCUCUGUCUGCCUUGAGCUUGUGGUGCCAGUAUUUCUAAACUGCCCCUCCAAUAAAGGGCAACCACACACUGCCAGCCUGCUAAUGCCCCUGCCAUUUCACCCUCUUUGGGUGGUACACACACAUACCAUCCACACCUUACUCAAACCUUACAUACUGUAUCAUCUCUACACACACACACACACACACACACUCACUCACUCACACUCACAGUCCCAGCUGGCCAUGGGCUCACAGGCGCUACAGCAGAGGGGAGAUGCCUAUGGCUGCCCUACUCUCCACAGCCUGUAGGGGGCACCACUCUCAUGCAUUGGCUGUUCUCCCAGCUGAGCCCUCCCAUCUCAGACUAGCCCAGUCAGAGCUGAGUUUUAGUUUGAUUGGCAGGUGACCCCACAUAAGAAAGUUCACCAGUCCUGUGUGGAGGACAGUAGGAAAGCGGUUACCGCGGAGACAGCCAAUCAGUGUCCCCGAGCAGCAGGGCUAGCCCCAGCAGGUGGGCCUGACUGUGGUUUUGAGGUGCAUUACGCAACUCCCUCUCCAAAGGCAUUCUGACGUCAGGACUCUCUCUCUCUCACACACACACACACACACACACACACACACACACACACACACACACAUUACUCAACCGACCCUGAUUCUGUAAAAGGCAUCAGCACCCUUUGGAGAUUAGAAUGUUGUUCUACACUGUGUCUCACACACACACACAAACACACACACACACACACACGCACACAUAUACAUACUAUACACACUCUAUACACACAUAAACAUCCAUUGCUGAAGUGCUGGCUUGGCUGUUGCAGAUGUGUGAAUGUAAACCCUCUUCACAUUCAGGUGUUCUGGUACCUAGAGGGUUAGUGUCUGUUAGUUUGUUUGUAUAGUGUGGUUCUCCAGUGGGGAAUGUUCUGUAUCGGUCUGUGGUUCUCCAGUGGGGAAUGUUCUGUAUCGGUCUGUGGUUCCCCCAUGGGGAGUGUUCUGUAUGUGUUCUAUGGUUCUGUAGAGAGGAAUGUUCCAUUUAGCUGCUUGGUUACAGUGCUGGGUUCCAGUGGACCUGGCAGGCAGCUGCGUAUCCAUGGUGACAGGAUCUGCCUUGGGUCCCAAGGAUUCUAGGAUGGCAUCUGGAAGCCUUUCACAUCUCAUAGAGUCUGCUCACACUGGCUCAUUGCAAUAACUGGAUUUAAUCCUGAUGUCCUUGAUUGACAGCUCUUCUCUUGUGUACUGCACAUAUGCAUCUGGAAAACACUAGUCUGGUUUUACUUUGCACUACAUGUACUGUACGGAGCUGGAGGUGAUGUGUGGCUAUGCUAACGUGUGACUAUAAUGUACAUACAGCAACGCAGUCUAUUAGCAACGCAGUUUGUUAGCAAUGUUGCAUGUUAGCAGUGAAGUCUGUUAGCAAUGAUGUGUGUUAGCAGUGAAGUCUGUUAGCAAUGCAGUCUAUUGGUAAUGCAGUCUGUUAGCAAUGCUGUCUGUCAGCAAUGCAGUCUGUCAGCAAUGCAGUCUGUUAGCAGCCCUCCUAGCAGAACCAUGCAAGAGCAGUGCAGUCACCUCAAUGUAUUUUUCCCUGUGCUCUUGACUGAAGCACUACAACUUUAAACUCUUUCUCUCACACACACACACCACACACACACACACACACACACACACACACACACACACACACACACACACAGCCUAUGCAGCUGAGAGUUCUAAACUUAAUGCAAUGUCUCAAACUCAAAGACCCUCUUGCUCACAUAAACACACACACACACACACACAAACGCUGUCGUGGCUGUACUGACCUCCUAUUCUCUAUCUUUGGGGAUGUUUGUCUGUUUUGCCUUAUGAGUGUUUCUCUCCUUUUCUGUCCCUCUCCCUCCUUUUCUCUCCCUCUCCCUCUUUUCUCCUUUCUUAUCCCCCUCUUUUCUCCCUCUCCCUCUUUUCUCCUUUCUCAUCCCCCUCUUUUCUCCUUCCUUCCUUUCCCAGUUGAGUUCUGGAUUGUGCAUCACUGAUGGUAUUAUUGCAUACUGGAUCUAUGUGUGUGUGUGUGUGUGUGUGUGUGUGUGUGUGUGUGUGCACUGCAUCCUGUAAGGUUUAGGGCUGAGGCCAGCCGGCCCCUGGGUACUACAUGGGCCUCCGUGUGUGUGUGUGGGCCCCUGGGCACUCCAUGGGCCUGUGUGUGUGUGUGGGCCCCUGGGUACUACAUGGGCCUGUGUGUGUGUGUGGGCCCCUGGGCACUCCAUGGGCCUGUGUGUGUGUGUGGGCCCCUGGGUACUACAUGGGCCCGUGUGUGUGUGUGGGCCCCUGGGCACUCCACGGGCCUGUGUGUUGGAAGCGUCUGCUGGCUCUUUCAUAUCUUCUCUUACAUGAAACUGAAUGUUCAAAGGUUCACCUGUUCACCUGUUCACCUGUUCACCUGUUUUUAUUUACUUAUAUUUUUUUUGCAAAGAAGUUUGUGCCAAUUCUGUAGUUACCCAAAGUGUUUUAUUUAAAGUUGAUUUUUUUGUAAGGUCUGUGUUUUCCUGUCCUGACGUCUGUGCAGACGGAACGCCGAGGCCCCGGCCCAGCUCUGGGUGCCAUGGCGACCUGCCGUGUUGGGAUAGGUGAAUAAACAGCAUUAUUGAUA
Alosa alosa (allis shad) is the source of this 5738-nucleotide messenger RNA. It is a transcript of the gene usp13, whose product is annotated as ubiquitin specific peptidase 13. Gene Ontology annotation, biological process: protein deubiquitination. Lineage: Eukaryota; Metazoa; Chordata; Actinopteri; Clupeiformes; Clupeidae. Gene Ontology annotation, molecular function: cysteine-type deubiquitinase activity; zinc ion binding; protein binding. The record is from RefSeq and is a predicted model, not a curated record.